AUGAGCGACUGGCAAGUGCUCAAGUUCCAGCCGUGGAACAGCGCGCCCGACGUGUCCUUCUGGCAGACGCUCACGGGCCUCAAGCUGGACAAGUUCCAGCUCGACGACCAGGCGCAGGAGAUAAGGGGCUACUUCGCGCCCGGGCGGUCGGAGAAUGUCCCCGCGCGCUUCACCAUCGAUGAGAGCGCGUUCCCAAGCACUGACGGGGCUCAGACGGACGACCGCGCGCGGUACGAGUGGGGAGCGCCCGGAUUGCUCUUCAACACGAACACGCUAGAGGCUUUCAAGACGCUGGACAAGGCCAAGCUGCUGAAAGACGCGGGGGAGAAGAUCCUGGAUCUGGUUCUAGGCAACGAGGGUGGGGACGUCUCUGUCGACCACCUGAACAGCUUCGUGCUGCUCACCUUCGCCGACUUGAAGAAGCACUCGUUCCUGUACUGGUUCGGCUUCCCGGCGUUGUCCCCACCGGCACCGUUCCAGUACCGGGCCCCUCCAGCUGCCGCAUCGUCGGUGCUGUCUACCAAGGAACAGCGUCUGGCUGAAAGUGCCAGCUGUGAGCAGGUCGUGAGAGUUCUGGAUGUGCAGAAGUGGAAAGCAGCGGACCACAACGCUGAUGGUGUGGUGGAGACGCUCUUUGGGUUUGUAGACCCAUGUCCGUUGAAGACAAACCCAGGAUGGCCGCUGCGGAACUUCUUAGCGCUGCUGACGGCGCUCCCAUCUGAAAAAGUGGACCUUUCACGUCCGCUCAAGAUCAUUUCCUUCCGUGAGCACGUCCACCAGUUUACUGAGGUGCCGGACGACUUCAAGUGGAAGAGCUCCGUGGUGCAAGAUGUGCGCGUUGUGGGCUGGGAAGCCAACGUUCGCGGUAAAAUGGGACCUCGGAUGAUGGAGCUCGGCGGCAUUCUGGACCCGAUUCGCCUUGCAGAAACGUCGGUGGAUUUGAAUCUGAAGCUGAUGAGGUGGCGCCAGCUGCCGUCGCUAGACUUGGAGCUGCUCGCGCAGACAAAGUGCCUGCUACUCGGAGCAGGUACGCUGGGUUGUUACACUGCACGGAGCCUCCUCUCGUGGGGUUUCCGCAACAUCACAUUCGUGGACAACUCUACGGUGAGUCACUCAAACCCCGUUCGCCAGCCCCUGUUUGAAUUCAACGACGUCGGGAAGCCGAAGGGCGAGUGUGCAGCGAACGCUUUGAAGCGUAUUUUUCCGUUGGUGAACUCGCAAGCUGUGAAUCUAACGAUCCCCAUGGCUGGUCACGCCCUGAGCAGCCCGCAGUUAGCGGAGGAGGCAAAGAAGGGCCUCGAGACGCUGGAGCAACUGAUCGAGUCCCAUGACGUUAUCUUUAUGGGCACGGAUUCGCGCGAGAGUCGCUGGCUGCCGACUGUGAUCGCAUCGUCGAAGAAGAAACUGCUUCUAAAUGCGGCAUUGGGCUUCGACAGCUACUUGGUCAUGCGCCACGGCGUUCAUCCUGACCACGGGCAUGGAGGUGACGCAACGAAGCCAUCACUGGGUUGCUACUUUUGCAACGACAUCGUGAGCCCUCGUGACUCGCUGAAAGACCGUACGCUAGACCAAAUGUGCACGGUCACCCGCCCCGGUCUCGCUCCGAUUGCUGCAGCGACGGCUGUGGAGCUUCUGGUUGCGGUGCUACAUUCCCCUCAAGGGAAGUAUGCGGAUGCUGAGAAGCCUAGCGACGGCUCCGUUCCGAUGGGUUACAUCCCUCACCAAUUUCGAGGGUUCCUGAAUGCAUUUCAAAACAUGGUCAUCACCGGCGAGGCGUUCGAUAAGUGCAUUGCGUGCAGCUCAAAGGUCCUCGCUGCAUAUGACGCGGGUGCGCUGGGUCUAUUGACGAGUGCGUGCAAUGCGACGGCGUAUUUGGAGGAGCUCACAGGGCUCAAUCAGCUCACGGAAGAGGCUGACUCAUUGAUGGUUGACCUUGAAGACAGCGACGAAGACGGAGACAUGAUCUAG
Phytophthora sojae is the source of this 1968-nucleotide messenger RNA. RefSeq lists its product as hypothetical. The coding region runs from base 1 to 1968 and encodes 655 amino acids. Gene Ontology annotation, cellular component: cytoplasm; phagophore assembly site. Gene Ontology annotation, molecular function: Atg8 activating enzyme activity; Atg12 activating enzyme activity. Gene Ontology annotation, biological process: piecemeal microautophagy of the nucleus; autophagy of mitochondrion; cellular response to nitrogen starvation. The transcript is spliced from 5 exons. NCBI's taxonomy places the organism in Eukaryota, Oomycota, Peronosporomycetes, Peronosporales, Peronosporaceae. The record is from RefSeq and is a predicted model, not a curated record.